AUGGAAUUUGCCAAAACUAGUGGGAGAUAUGUUUGGAACUGCAUUCUCCAAAAUCCUGGACAAGCAUUGUCUAGAGGGCAACAACUUUCCAACGUGGUACUGCAAUAUCAAGAUAUCAUGGCUAUCAAAAAGAUUGCGUAUGUACUAGAGCAAGCUCCUGGCUCGUGUUGGGUAAUCACAUCAAGAUAUAUGUCUGGAACCUCAUUCGCCAAAACCCUAGAAAAGCAUUGUCUAGAGGGAUGUAACUUUCCAACAUGGUACUUCAAUCUCAAGAUAUUCACGAAUACUGAAAAGAUUGUGAGCUCCAGAGACAAUGAGAAUAUGAUCCAUGCUGCUGACAUGAUAUUCCAUCUUCGAGAGCUUUAUAGAGAAGGCACAUGCAACAAACGCUUCAGUGCUGUGAGUGAGCUUAUGAAAACCAAAAUGGUCAAGGGAGCACCAGUUCACCAACAUGGACUGAAGAUGAUUGGACUCAUUGAGCAGCUGGAAAUUCUUGACAGUCCAUUGGACCCUAGUCUAGCCACCAACAUCUUCCUUGUAUCUUUUUCCGAUUCCUUCUCCCAGUUUGUCAUGAACUACAAUAUGGGGAAGAUGGAGCACACUCUCUCAGAGCUACUAAAUAUGUGUGUGAUUACUAAAAAGACCUUCAAGAAGGAAGGAGGAUAUGGAACAAUAGCUGUUUUUAAGAAGGGAUCAACUUCUGCUGCUAAGCCUAAUCAGAAAGGUAAAGGUAAAUUUAAGGCCAACAAGAAGAAGAAGGGGAACCCUGCUCUCAAACCCAAGGGAGGCGUCGAGAAGAAGUAG
Messenger RNA from Prunus armeniaca (apricot), 804 nucleotides. Lineage: Eukaryota; Viridiplantae; Streptophyta; Magnoliopsida; Rosales; Rosaceae. The record is from the annotation of a GenBank genome assembly.